ACAACCAAGAAGAAGAAGAAGAAGAAGAAGAAAAAAAAAAAAAAACAAGAAGCAAAAGGAAAGUUCUUCUGCAGUGUUUCUUAUUUACAGGUACAGCUGCAAGAGAGCUGUGGAUAAAACAGAAAUAAAGCCCAAAGGAAGGAGUGAGGUGAACCCAGAUUCUCCACUGAGUCACGGAGCCCAUAUUGUACAGCUGUAAUGGCACAGAUCCGACUGAAUCUGCCCAGUGUUCGUUGUCUUUUUGACAAACUUGUGCAAAUAAAGGUUGAGGGUCUUUCUGCUCAUAAACUAGUAGACUUGAGGUCCACACUAGUUGAUGACAGGGGAGUGACUUUUAAGGCAUCUGCCAUGUACACAGCGGAUGGACGUGGCCAAGUGGACGUCUGCAGUACACCCUCUCUUGGAGGAAGUUACACUGGCGUGGAGCCAAUGGGUUUGUUCUGGACCAUGCACCAGACAGUCCACACAACAAACUACUGAAGAAGAAACGUGCUCAGCCCACUGCAGGUGAAGAUAGAAGCACUGAGUGACACUGGUGAACUCUUUGCCUCUGAGACCUGUGAGAGGGAAUUCAUGACAGAGGGCAUGAAGAGAAUACCUGUGCAAGAAGGACGAGUCCGAGGAGUCCUGUUCAUACCACCAGGAAAGGGUCCAUUCCCAGGAAUAGUGGACAUGUACACAUACGGUGGAGGUCUGACUGAACCGAGAGCCAGUUUGUUAGCAAAUGAAGGUUUUGUGGUUCUGGCUCUUGCGUAUUUUGGAUACCAGGAUUUGCCAAAAAAGCCCAAUCUAGAUCUGGAGUACUUUGAGGAGGCAGUAGCAUUCCUGAGGAGACAACCCCAGGUUCGUGGACCUGGGAUCGGCAUCAUAUCAAUUUCUCAUAGUGGUUCUUUGGCUUUGUCAAUGUCAUCUUUUUUGUCUGGGAUCUCAGCAACUGUUUGUAUUAAUACCUGCAAUGCAAUUAAUGUGAUUCCGUUACACUACAAAGGCAUUGUUAUGCCGCCGCUUCUGCCUGUCAUAGAGAAUAUUAAGUUCACGGACUCUGGACUUAUAGAUAUACGUGAUGCACUGCCAGACCCUACUUUGGAGAAGAACAGAGCAUCCUUGAUUCCGAUAGAACGUGCCAACUGCCAGUUCCUUUUUGCUGCCUCUGAAGAUGACCGCAACUGGAACAGCACCUUUUUUGCCAAGCAGGCUGCGGAAAUACUGAGACGUCACGGCAAAGAGUCAUUUAAAGUUAUUACCUACCCCAAGGCUGGGCAUUUACUAGAUGUCCCUUAUAUGCCUUUUUGCCCAUCUGCCUUCCAUUCAGCUGUAGGGCAAGCUGUGGCAUUUGGUGGGGAGGCGAAAGCCCACUCUGAGGCUCAGGUGGACCUUUGGGAAAGAGUCCAGGAGUUCUUCAAGCAGAACUUGGACAACAACAAUAACACCUGCUAAAAAUCAGUGCUCAUGUAAAGUCACUGUGUGUUGAGGGGAGACACACAUACACACACAGUGAUCUGAGCCGAACUGUGACCUUGACACCAUCGUACCAUUACACCCAGAGUUGGGGAGGAAGCAGCAGCGGUGUUGUGCAAAAUUUUUGUACUUAUAACUCUGCGUCCGUUUUGCUAUCUCGGUUCAAAAUUCAAAUCCAGUUCACGAUUUGAAAUGAAAUCAACUAACAGUGUUGCACAGCCCUGCUAAUUAGCUACAUUUAACAGCGUUAUGUCAUGAAAUUACAAAUUAAAUGUAGGCAAAAUGUAGUUAGUUACUUUUUACAAUAUCGGUGACUACAUUUGGAUAUAAUAAAAAUAUUAAAGGAUUAUUAACCGCAAUUUUAAGUGACAUUGAAGAACUUCUGAUAAACGUUUGACAGUAAUUGUUGUGAGGUGCCACAUUUAAAUCUGUAUUUUCUCAGCUUUAAUGUCCAGUUUAAUAAAAAUUCUUAGAAAAGUAUUCAAAAAUUAUUCAAAAGUAACACAUUACUCUGAUGAAAUGAUAAAGUAAUGUAAUUACUCGUGACAUUUUAAACAGAGUAACUAGUGAACUGUAACCUACUACAUUUGUAAAGUAACCUUCCCAACACUGGUUGCACCCCUCAUGUCCUGCAGAUAGAAUUCUCUCCAAGUAGUAGGUAUAAUAAGUUGACUGCAACCGUUUCCAAAGCCCCCAGGAGAAGUCUCAAAGGCCUUGCUGGAUGUUGAAUGUUCUCACAUUUUUAAUCUGGCUGCAGGAAAUUUCUCCUGCAGUCUGACUUUAUCUCAUUAUACCUCCAUUUUCUACACACAACUCCCAGUAUCACCAAUUUAUUUUGUUAGACAUCCAUUAUUUCAUAAAUAAAUCAAUAAAAGGCAACGCACAUCCUAGUGGAUGUGCAGAUCCUGCACUAACUGUAGCCUUUAAACAUGAAAUUCACAACAUGGUAUUGAUGCACAUUUGUAAACAGUCCAGGAGGUGCCAUUGCCCCAGCCAGCAUGGUUUCUUUUCGACAGGCAGCUCACACAAAUAUUCUGAUAUAGGUUAUCUCACACUUCUAAAUAGUGUUUCAAUAAUGACAUCACUAAGGGCCCCUUCACACAUAGUGCGAAGUUUGGUCGAAGUGCGCAUGACACAGGAAUUGUGUG
This is a messenger RNA of Thalassophryne amazonica, 2606 nucleotides long. RefSeq names its product acyl-CoA thioesterase 20 (gene acot20). Lineage: Eukaryota; Metazoa; Chordata; Actinopteri; Batrachoidiformes; Batrachoididae. Gene Ontology annotation, biological process: fatty acid metabolic process; acyl-CoA metabolic process. Gene Ontology annotation, molecular function: fatty acyl-CoA hydrolase activity. The record is from RefSeq and is a predicted model, not a curated record.